UGGAUCUAUCAAUCAGUUCGCUGCGAACCUUUCACACAAUGCGCACCAAGUUGGCACUUUGCCUCUGCCUGGCGCUCUGCGGAGUCCUGGCGCUGGCCCAUGUCCAGGACGAGCCUGUCGUCGAGAAGGACGAGCUGGAGAGCAGCGCGGAGCAGAACAGCGUCGAGGCGAAUGACGCUGAGCACGACUCGUCAAUGUGGAGGAAGCUGUUUGGUCUCGGCGACAGCAGCGGCAAUCUGGUGGUCACCUUCCCAGGCGACGGAAGCUCUACGAAGAAGCCCAGGACCACGACAAGGAGGCCUCCUCACCACCACUACCCGCCGUACUAUCCACCGUACUAUGCACCUCCUCCGUUCAAUGGCUACCCAUAUCCUGGCUGGGGACAUGGCGGCCCUGGCUGGGGACAUGGCGGUCCUGGAGGCCCCGGCGGUCCUGGAGGCCCCGGCGGCCCCUGCGUCCCCGGCGGCCCCGGCGGCCCCGGCGGUCCUGAAUGCCCUGAGGAUCCUGAUACCCCUCCUACAACAACAACGACAACAACGAAGAAACCUAAACCUGGCCCCCCUUACUAUCCACCCUACCCACCACCACACUACUAUCCCCCCUACCCAUACCCACCCCCACCACCACCACCACCACCAAGGCCACGCCCACCACCAAGCCAAGACGACAGCACCGAGGCACCCCCCAAGCUCUGCAAGAAGAUCAUUCCCUUCGGCGUCCUCUGCUUCUGA
This is a messenger RNA of Drosophila guanche, 731 nucleotides long. Its product is annotated as basic proline-rich protein. NCBI's taxonomy places the organism in Eukaryota, Metazoa, Arthropoda, Insecta, Diptera, Drosophilidae. The coding region runs from base 39 to 731 and encodes 230 amino acids. The transcript has a single exon. The record is from RefSeq and is a predicted model, not a curated record.